Molecule: messenger RNA, 1559 nt
Organism: Arachis duranensis
Lineage: Eukaryota; Viridiplantae; Streptophyta; Magnoliopsida; Fabales; Fabaceae
Exons: 6
Coding region: 185-853 (222 amino acids)
Cellular component (GO): membrane
Molecular function (GO): lipase activity
Source: RefSeq, a predicted model, not a curated record
GAAAUGUGAUUCUUCAAACUAGAGGGGCCAAAAUGUAGAUAUGAAAGAACUCAGGGGUGGUAAAUACUAAAUACGUAAAUGAAAUUUGUACUAUUGUUUUGAUCUUUUCUCUUUUAUUAUUCUCGCUGUCAUUUUCUUUUUCCCGUGUCACUCAGAUUUCCCUUCCUUUUUGGAAUCUCCUUCCAUGUUGUCACCAAUAAGAAAAAUAAAUAAAAUAUUUUUAAAUUCAAAUGGCUCUCACUCCCACGAAGCUUCGCCACCCUCCGGAAUUGAAUGUGUUUGGAACGGUGUAGAAUUGAAGGAAGUAAUUGGUAUCCAGAGGAAGAGAAAGAAGAGGAAAGAGGAUAAGUUAUUAUUUUGCAGCAUGAAGCAGCAGCUACCUGGCGUUGAUGCUAAAUUGCAGAAGAUUGCAGAUUCUAACAUGGAUGAAGCACCCGCUAGAAGACGUGCCCGUGAAGCCUUCAAAGAUAUUCAGCUUAAUAUUGACCAUAUACUCUUCAAGACUCCAUGUGAUGGACUAAAAAUGAAAGAGUCAUACGAGGUGAAUUCAAGGGGCAUUGAAAUAUUCUGUAAGAGUUGGCUUCCUGAGGCAUCCAAGCCAAAAGCAACAGUGUUUUUCUGUGAUGGAUAUGGAGACAUCUGCACUUUUUUCUUUGAAGGCAUAGCUAGGAAGAUAGCAUUAGCUGGAUACGGGGUCUUUGCUAUGGAUUAUCCUGGAUUUGGCCUUUCACAAGGCCUCCAUGGCUAUAUCCCUAGUUUUGAUGGUCUUGUUGAUGAUGUCAUUGAACAUUACUCCAAAAUCAAAGCUGUCUUAGGCAAUUGCAUAACUAGAAUUAAAGCAUCAAACGUAUGAUGUGCAUUAGGAAACUAUGAUGUGCAGCAACCCCAAGGGUUACAUUAACAUUGCAGAGUUGAGAAAGGCCGCAGAAACUCACAAGGACAACUUAUCAGCACUUAUGGUAAAAUUUGCUUCCUAUAUAUUGAUACUUGUAUAUUCCAGUUAUAUAAGCAAAUUGACAUUAUUGUCAAACUUUGAGCCUUUUUUAUACUAAGUUUGGUUAUGAUUUGAUUGUAGGUAACGUAUCCCUCAACCUAUGAAUGUACCUACGGGCUUAGAUUAUUCCUGCGAGGCUGCGACCACUUUGAGCCUUUUCUUACUUUUCAUGAGAUAUACUUCAGUUCUAUGAAUGUACCUACGGGCUAGAUUAUACUUCAGUUCUAUUUUCUUUUAAAGGAAAAUGGAUGAUUGUAGGCUCAAUGUCAACAAUGAUGAAUUCUGUCUUAAAUAUUACAACCAGAGUGCAUAUAAGCUGUUAUCCAAAGACUUUGCGAAUCCUUGCAGCAUAGACCAAUAUGCUAUGAUAUGUGCACGACAGUGAUGCAAUAUUAGAAUAUUUCUAAAAAAGUCUUGCCUCUUCCUCCUCCCUCAAGUGAAUAAUAAUUGUGUUACUUUAUUUUAUGAUUGAUGUUGUAUUCUGUAGUUUUAUAUGAUUAUUUGUAUGAAGUAUAUUGUAUUAUAUAACUUAAGAUAGAUCAAUUAUUUGUAUGAUUAUUUUUUA